Penicillium argentinense is the source of this 1278-nucleotide messenger RNA. Its product is annotated as basic helix-loop-helix domain-containing protein. The record is from RefSeq and is a predicted model, not a curated record. Lineage: Eukaryota; Fungi; Ascomycota; Eurotiomycetes; Eurotiales; Aspergillaceae. Gene Ontology annotation, biological process: regulation of transcription by RNA polymerase II. The transcript has 2 exons. Bases 1 to 1278 code for a protein of 425 amino acids. Gene Ontology annotation, molecular function: protein dimerization activity; RNA polymerase II cis-regulatory region sequence-specific DNA binding; DNA-binding transcription factor activity, RNA polymerase II-specific.
AUGAAUGGACCCGGUCCCGAAGUACAUACGGGGCGAACAUCCCCACCAUCCGCUGGCCCUUUUGGAUACUCCUUCCUUUCCCCAAUGGAUACCCCAUUCGAGCAGGCGCCCGCCCUUCCCCCGGGUCCCUCGUUGCUGGACGACCACGAAUCAAACAUGCUCGACAACUUCUUUACCACCAUGAAUGCCAACAACUUCUCCAAUGACUUCUGGUUCCGUGGUGCCCAGGACAAGUCGUCCACCGGGAUGCACUUUGACUGGACCAGUGAGCUUCCUCCAACCUUCGAGGGCUCAACCACCUCGUUGUCGCAGCCAUCCUUCCAUCACCAGGCCCCGAAGCCUGGCAUGAUGGCCGGCAACGGCACCGGUCCGGAUCUCUAUGCGGCUGCCUCGAUGCUAUACCAGAACGGCAUCAACGGGGCUGAGAUUGGCUCUGCGCUGGCGCAGCAGGCAUUCUCCGGUCAGCCUCUUUCCCCCCACGCCCGCCGCAGCUCACACCCUGUCGGCAAUGCCCAUGCGUCUAGUUCCUCGCCGGCCAGAGCCCAGCUCCCGACGGGAUUCCAUACGUCCGAGAUGCUCUUCGAUGUGCGGGACCCCAUUCCGGAAGACCAGCACCCGUCUCGGAAGGUGCGUGGUCUGCACUGGGGAUCGGAUAACAGCUUCAUGGAUCAGGGCUACAUCGCCCCGCCUGAUCAGCCUGACAUGGAAACCCGUACCCGGGACCUCCUCGAACACCUCGACUGCUUCGAGCCUCAGGCCAGCGCGGCCAACACCCGACCGACCACCCCCGAGCGCCUCGCGGCCGCCCACGCCCACAUUGCGACUCUCCGCAAUGCCGACAGAGAUGAUCCUUCGCAGCCGCGGAAGCGUCAGCGCAUCAUCAAAGAAGGCGAGAUCCCAUCGGACGAGGAGGAUACUCGACUGGUUCGAAAGUCCCGAACUCCCAGCAACGCCAAGGUGCGCCGCGCCUCGACUGCUACCAACUCAUCCGGCAAGGCACGGGUUACCCCGAGCAGCAAGAACGCCCGCGAGAAUCUCUCAGAGGAGCAGAAACGAACCAACCACAUUCUCUCCGAGCAGAAGCGUCGCAAUCUCAUCCGUCAAGGCUUUGAUGAUCUCUGCUCUCUCGUCCCCGGACUUCGAGGCGGUGGCUUUAGCAAGAGUGCGAUGCUUACCCAAGCGGCCGACUGGCUUGAGGAACUUCUUCGCGGAAAUGACAUCCUGCAGAGCCAACUGACGGAUAUGAAGGGUAUCAACGGGCUGGUUAUGCCACGAUGA